Postia placenta MAD-698-R-SB12 is the source of this 1917-nucleotide messenger RNA. RefSeq lists its product as hypothetical. The record is from RefSeq and is a predicted model, not a curated record. Lineage: Eukaryota; Fungi; Basidiomycota; Agaricomycetes; Polyporales; Adustoporiaceae. The transcript is spliced from 4 exons. The coding region runs from base 1 to 1917 and encodes 638 amino acids.
AUGUCGUACUUUGCACACACUACGCCAUUUGCUUCUAACUCGCUGGAGACGAAGGAUGACUUGACAAAAUACUUGGUCGGCUUGCUUGAUCCUCUGGCAGCUCACACCUCCCCAGGUGGGGCCCGCAUCCACCUCGGCUUCACUGGAACCCACUACGACGAGGCAGCAGCGCAACUAGAGGGUUUCUCCCGUCCCAUCUGGGGUCUUGCGUCUUUACUUGCGGGCGGGGGUGCUUACGAAGGUUCGCAGAGAUGGGUCAAUGGUUUCGCGAAUGGAACCAAUCCCGACCAUGAGGAAUUCUGGGGAAACAUGAAGGACAAGGAUCAGCGAAUGGUAGAAUGUUCCGCCGUAGGCUUUUCUCUUGCAGUGGCGAAGGAGCAUCUCUGGAAUCCACUGCCGCCAGAGGGUAAGAAGAACCUCGAAGCAUGGCUUGGUGGGAUGAAUGACAAGGAGAUGCCUAACACGAACUGGCUCUGGUUCCGAGUCUUCGCCAACCUCGGCCUGUCCAAGGUUGGCUCCCCAAAAUAUGAUGCGAAGCGCAUGAAAGCGGAUCUCGAUCACCUGGACACGUUCUACAUCGGCGACGGCUGGUCUCGAGAUGGGCCAGAGGGCGUCGUCCAGCUCGACUACUAUUCGUCGUCCUUCGCCAUCCAAUAUGCACAAUUAGUUUACUCGAAGCUGGCUCAAGCAGAGGACCCCGCACGGUGUGAGGAAUUCAAGAACCGCGCACGAAAGUUUGCCCUUGACUUCGUGUACUACUUUGAUACGGAAGGACGUGCCAUUCCGUUUGGGCGGAGUCUGACAUAUCGCUUUGCGAUGUCUUCCUUUUGGGGCGCCUUGGCGUUCGCCGACGUUGAGCUACCUGCACCGUUGACUUGGGGAGUCGUGAAGGGCCUUCAGUUGCGGAAUAUCCGCUACUGGGCCAGGCAACCCGGCGCAUACUACCCAGAUCGUACGCUCACGAUAGGCUACUGUUACCCGAAUCAUAACAUGACCGAAAACUACAACUCUCCCGGUAGUCCAUACUGGUGCUGCAAAUCGUUUAUUGCGCUAUCACUACCUAUCUCCCAUCCUUUCUGGGCAUCAACGGAGGAACCGUACCCUGUUUCGCUGACGAAUACGACCAAACCUCUCUACAAGCCUCUCCACAUUGCCACGAACCUCGGCGGGCACCACUACAUCCUCUCCUCGGGGCAGCAAUGCUCGUAUCCUGUCAAGCAAAGCGCCGCCAAAUACGGCAAGUUUGCGUACUCCUCCGCGUUCGGGUACAGCGUGCCCGUCGGGAGCCUCACGCUCGAAGAGCUCGGUGGCGACAACGCGCUCGCGCUGAGUGACGACAACGGCGAGGUGUGGAAAUGCCGCCGCGACACGCGCGAGGCGCGCAUCGAGGGCGGGCGCUGGCUCCGCUCGAUGUGGUACCCGUGGAAGGACGUCGCUGUCGAGACGUGGCUUGUCCCGCCCACUGCGGACGCCCCGCUCUGGCACCUGCGUAUCCACCGCAUUCGCACCGGGCGCAACUUGAUCUCGGCAGAGGGCGGGUGGGCUCUCUAUGGCCAGGACAAGGACGACCGCGCGCUGCGGCCGUCCACGGGCGAGGCCUUUGGCACGCUGGAGAACAGCGGAGAGGCGCGCACGGCGUCGAAGGCGGGGGCGGCUGGUAUUGUCGAGCUGGGCGGGCGACAGGGGAGGAGCGGCAAGGCGCUGCGCACAGACGCGAACACGAACCUGAUGGUGCCCAGAGCGGUGAUGCCGAUCCUGAUGGACGAGCACGAGGCGAGCGAGAAAGACAUCUGGCUUGUGACGGGCGUGUUUGGCCUGCCGAGCGCGGAGGGGCAAGAAGGGGCUGCACCUGGGUGGGAGACACAGUGGUUCAAGAGACCUACCGUUCCAGAAGAGAUUGCGGACCUCAUGAGAUAA